UCUAUCGCUCUCAUUGAAAGUCUCCCGGAAGAUCGUAAUAUUAUCAAUCUGCCUCUGCAGCUCCCUAAGCCCAAACUAGUAUCGUUAUCAUGCCGGUUUGUAAAAGAAAAGGAUGUGGCCAGGAUUUCAAGGAGGACGCAAACUCCGAUACGUCCUGCACGCACCACCCCGGUGGGCCAGUGUUCCACGAGGGUUUGAAGAGCUGGUCCUGCUGUUCCAAAAAGGUUGCAGACUUUGAGGACUUCCUCAAGAUCCCAGGAUGUUCAGUAGGCCGCCACACCUCUCUCGCUCCCGAGGAGCCGAGUCCGACCGCUCCGGUAGAAAAGGCUGCGAAACCGACGACAGUAGGCAAAACAGGAGUCGAGACCUAUACCAACGGAACCAACGGAACCGCCCUGCCGAACCCGGCUGCAGAGACGUUCCAAGCGAAAGCAAAGACGCCGGCGGACGCGGCACCGGCAGUGAAGGAGGAAGACUUGCAUGACUCGCCCGAUGCGAAAGUGGCGGAGGGGACGAAAUGCAAGCGGAACGCGUGUGGGAAGACUUGGGCUGGGGAGGGAUCUAGGACGGAGGAGUGUGUGUUUCACUCGGGUCAGCCUAUAUUCCAUGAGGGUAGCAAGGGAUGGUCGUGCUGUAGUCGCAAAGUGCUGGAGUUCGACGAAUUCCUGAAGAUCAAGGGUUGCAAACGGGCCAAGCACCGAUUUACGGACGUGGACAAUAGUCAACCACAGGAGAUUCAGUGCCGUCAUGACUGGUACCAAACUCCGUCUACAGUCAUCCUGUCCGUGUUCGCCAAGAAGGUCGAUAAGGAAGCUACCAGCAUCACUUUUACGAGCAGCGAGCUGAGGAUGAAUAUCAAGUUCCAAGAUGGCAAAACGUCAACGUUUAACACGGCGUUGUCACAACCAAUCGAUCCAGCAGGGAGCAAGUACGAGGUUCUGUCGACAAAGAUCGAGGUAGUCCUGAAGAAAGUGAACGCUCUCAGCUGGGCUACCUUGGAGCCGAACGAGAAGGUGGUCUCGUGGACAACGUUUGGCACAUUUGGAAGAGGGACGAUCGGAGGGAAGACGCCAGACAUCGCAGGAGACAUUGACAUUGCGCUGCUGCCCAAGUGACUUGGGUCUGUACCAAUUGCACACACAUAUUGAAAUUAUCUAAGGCGUACAAUGAUCCCGGUAGCAUGAGCAUGAGCCUAAUAUACAUAGCCAGAUACACAAAUGAAAUGCCCGUGAUUUGAAGAGACCAUCGCC
Molecule: messenger RNA, 1250 nt
Organism: Fimicolochytrium jonesii
Lineage: Eukaryota; Fungi; Chytridiomycota; Chytridiomycetes; Spizellomycetales; Powellomycetaceae
Product: chord-domain-containing protein
Exons: 6
Coding region: 90-1115 (341 amino acids)
Source: RefSeq, a predicted model, not a curated record